Messenger RNA from Acanthoscelides obtectus, 1350 nucleotides. Lineage: Eukaryota; Metazoa; Arthropoda; Insecta; Coleoptera; Chrysomelidae. The record is from the annotation of a GenBank genome assembly.
CCAAAUUAUCAACCGUCAAAAUUUGAAGGGUUUUUAAUUCCUCAUUGAUAAAGUUGAGAAUGUUGAAAAAACGUUUGACCAAAACAACAGAGAACAGAAACAUGAAAAAAAGUACGAAUAAACUGACGGCCCAAGAUAAAAAACUACUCUGGAUCAUGUUUUUCAAAAAAUAUAUGCAUCUGUCCAAAAAAAAAUCUCCAGCUUGCCCUAUAAUGAAUGUUUCCUUGAGAGAGUUUGAAUCCAGCGUCGUUGCAGAAGGAGGCAGCAAUUGGGAAAGACUGGACAAUGUGGAACGAGUGUAUGGAAACCAAUUGAGGUUUUCAUUGUUAAAAAGAGAGUAUUUUAAACUUAGGGGCAAUAUACUCAAAUAUGACUACUGGCAUAAGAAAGGAAAAAGAGAACUGAAAAAAAUAAGGAAACACAUAACUAAGAAAGAGUUAGGUGUUUAUAUCGAAACAUGCCACUCUAUAAACCAGAUGUUUUUAAACGAUAAAAGCAUAUUUAAGUUUAUGUUGAAAAUGGAAAGAAUUCCUGAAAAUUCUCAUGCAAGAGAAUCCAGUUCAGUAGCUGAUGGACGGCAUGGAGAAAAGAGCAAUUGAUUUUUGGAUAGGUAUGUGCCAGAAAAUAUGUCCAGGGUGUAACCCAGGAUAAUAUGUCAAAAAAUAAGGCGAAUGAUGAAUUUGUUAGCCUGAAUAUUUGUUGGGGCCUCAAAUGAUUGUCUUCUUCUAAGACAAUUAAUUCUUUAUUGACACAAAAUUGCUAAAAGUGCUUACGAAGUACGAAAAAUUACCCUUAAAUAAAUCAUCCUUUAUGUAGUAACUUCAAUAAUACAAGCUAUCUACCAUUUUAUAAUAAUACAAGGUAUUUUCUAAUGGAAUAUGUCAAUAUUUAAGGGAGCGAUUUUUGGGUCCAUUUUAAGAAGAAAACUUCAUAUGAAUGUAUGUCAAAUGUCUUAAUUUCUGAGAGUAGUAAAGUUUUUAAAAAUAAAUCAUUUGACAUGCCUACUGAUUUGGAAUAGUGGUACAUUAAAAAAUGCCUCAACAUAUAUAGUACAUGUUUGUCUAAUUUAAUUAGAAAAGGACAUGCAUUUUUUAGUUUUCUUCUUAAAAUGGACCUAAAAAUCGUCUCUUUAAGUAUUGAUAUUAAAUCAGGAAACACAGUGUAUCUGUAGCAUUGUGUUUAUACUUUUUUUUCAGCUUUAUCAAGAACUAUGAACUUUUUUCUGACUAACCUGAAUUUGGUAUAAAUGUUUAGUAUUAGAUUAUUUUUAUUUAAUUGUGUCUGUAAUUAUUAGACUAUUGUUUUUGAAAUAUUGUUAUAGUAUGUAGUUUUAAUAAACUGAUAGUAUAU